UGGAACCUAAGAGCCUCAGCGUUGUUGUUCCGGUCGGAAGUACCGGACAGCGCACGCUGACAUGGCUGCGCUGGUAGUAAGGGGUGUUCAGGACUUGCUGAAGCGAGCGGAUUUCGCGAAGAUCCCGCGGAGACACCGAUAUAAGAAGAAAUGGGCUGCCACAGAACCCAAAUUUCCUGCCACUCGACUGGCUCUGCAGAAUUUUGACAUGACCUAUAGUGUGCAGUUUGGGGAUCUUUGGCCAUCAAUCCGGGUCAGUCUUCUCUCAGAGCAGAAGUAUGGUGCACUGGUCAAUAAUUUUGCUGCCUGUGAUCAUGUGAGUGCUGAACUAGAGCAACUGUGUGCCAGGGACUUCGUGAAUAAAGCCCACUCCCAUGGGGAACUGGAGCCCGAGAGUGGCCAAAUGGCUGCUCCAUCCCUAGCUUCCUCGGCCUGCAGUCCAAACCUUCGAUGCUUCACUUUCACCAGAGGGAAUGUCAGCCGUUUCCCUCCUGCCAGGCUUGGCAGCCUGGGUGUCAUGGACUACUACCUGAUGGACGCUGCCUCCUUGCUGCCUGUCCUGGCCCUUGGCCUGCAGCCUGGAGACACAGUGCUUGACCUAUGUGCAGCCCCCGGGGGAAAGACACUAGCAUUGCUUCAGACUGGCUGUUGCCGCAAUCUUGCUGCCAAUGAUCUCUCCACUUCCCGAACAGGCAGACUUCAGAAGGUCCUUCACAGCUACGUACCUCAAGAUAUUAGAGAUAAGAGUCGAGUUCGAGUCACCUCAUUGGAUGGCAGGAAGUGGGGAGAACUGGAGGGGGACACCUAUGAUCGGGUGCUGGUGGAUGUACCCUGUACCACAGACCGCCACUCCCUUCAUGAGGAGGAGAACAACAUUUUUCAGCGGUCGAGGAAGAAGGAGCGGCAGAUGUUACCUAUGCUGCAGGUGCAGCUUCUUGCGGCUGGACUCCUUGCCACCAAACCCGGAGGCUACGUUGUUUAUUCCACCUGCUCACUCUCACACUUACAGAAUGAGUAUGUGGUGCAAGGCACCAUCGAACUCCUGGCCAAUCAAUAUAGCAUCGACGUUCGUGUGGAAGACCUGACUCAUUUUCGAAAGCUUUUCAUGGACACAUUCUCUUUUUUCCCAUCCUGCCAGGUUGGGGAGCUGGUAAUCCCAAACCUCAUGGCCAAUUUUGGGCCUAUAUACUUUUGCAAAAUGUGUAGACUGAAAUAGCAUCACCGUGUUCCUGAAACCCUGGUGUAGGAGACAAAUGGUGUACUCCCAUGGCAGCACCAGAAACUGAGACCAGUGGCAAAGAUGAUCUUUGGGUCCUAUCUCCAAGCUGUCCAAGUCUUUCUAUAGAUAGUUUUUAGCACUAGGAAGUAGGAGUUUUUCUAUCCUGCUAUCCAAGUGUGGAGCAUUAGCAAGUUUCUAACUCACUUAUUACACCCUGCUCCUUUAUUCCCAUCUCUAAGCUUGUACUAAACUUUCCUGCCCAAUUGGGGGCUUAGAAGAAGGAGACAAUGAGCGGGCCCACGCUUUAAACUGUAAACUUGGGAAGAAGCAUUUAGCCAAUAAAAUUGUCAAAGCUCCAUAGAACUAAGGCUGUGGUUGGGGGCCUCGUAUUAGCCCAGGUACUGUUCUACUUGUACCAGCUGCUGCUACUGACCACUAACUCCCAAGGUGCCCAAUGCCCAGGACCUCAGCCUGGUUUUCAGAGCCCAUCUUACACUUAAGGUGAGUUUUGCAUGACCAGUCUUGAGUCAUCUGGUGGGCCCAAACAAGGCUACCUAGUUACUCCAUAUGGCUUAUGAUCUAAUUUAAGGAACAAGUAACUAAAAAUGUUAAGCCAUUGCAUAAUAAUCUGCUUACUUACAUUGAGAAAGCUCUCCUGAGCCAAAUAAUUCCAGCUAUUCCUACUGUCAUCAACAGUACUGCUGCCCAUUGUAGCUGGGGAAGCUGCUCUGCCACAGGGCUGUGAUGUUCUUUUGUGUGUUUCUUUAUUGUUUAUUCCUGUAGCUCCUAUGACAGGUAGUCAGGGAGCUGCAGGAGAUGUAGCAUUUGGGAUUGUGGAGGAUAAUGAGGCCUCAUCCUUGGGAAUGGCAGCUCUCCUUCUUUGCUUUCUGAGCACCUAGGAAUCUCCUAAUGUCUUGAUUUAUUCUGUUUUUGUUUUGUUUUGUUUCCUUUUUCCUGGGCUGUGGCCGAGCUCUGCUGGCAGUUGUUUGGCACAUGCCAAAUCACCCAAACCUCUUCCUCUAGCAUUGUAAGGCCUCACCUCACGUAGUGUGGGUUUGGGAGCAACAUUACAUCAUUUACUAUUUGCAUGCUAAUUAUGUUGUUUUUGUAACUAUAGAAGGGAUAUUAAAAAUUGCUUGUGGUCACUUGCAGAUACUGCUUUUUUUAUUAAUUUUUUUUUCUGAAAGACUGGUCCUUGUGCAGAAAAAGGUGCAUAAUUUAAGAAUACUGAUAUUCUUGGCUCUUCCUACUUGCCUUAUCCCUUCUCUUCCUCUUCUGUCUCCUCCUUUGUUCUUUAUGCCCUUCCUGCUAAUUUUUGUUUGGGUAUUAGAGGUGUCAACUGAGAAGGAUUUUAGAUGAGGUUAAGCCUUCUCCUUUCUUGGGAUUUGCAUUAUAACAGGUCCCUGGAACACCUUCCACAUUCAAAAUCCUAGUGAAGCUAGUAAGGUGGAGCUCCAGGGAGUAGGAACAUAAUUAGCUUCUUGUGUAGUAUGUGCUUUCUUCCUGCUGUUUACUCUAGUGCUUGGGCUUCUGCCUUUGGCCUCAUGGGUAUGCAGGCUGGUGCUAAUCAUGUACUCAACAGUGAUAAUCGAAGGGGAGAGGGUCUCCUGCUUCUAGGGUCCCAGUCGCACUGGGGACAGACAGACCCAGGUUAAAAAAGCAGAGUAGUACUUUGAAAAAAGUUUAUCUCCUGUAGUUUAAUAUUUGCCUACUCUACAACCCAGUUAUUCCAAUACUUGGGAUAAAUCCAAGAGAAAUUCAUAUAUGUACAGCAGGAGAUAUGUGUAAGAAUGUUCAUAGAGCAGCCCUGGUCUCAGAAGCAAACCCAAAUGCCCAUGAGCAAGAGUGGACAAAUAAACUGGAGUUCACACAAGGGAAUAUUAUACAGCUGUCAAAACAAAUGAACUCCAGUGACACAUAACAAUAUGGAUGAAUCUUAGCAAUAAAAUGUAAAAAAUUUUAGUCACAAAAAAUUAAAUGUAACAUUAUGCCCUUAAACUAUUUACAUAAAAUAUAAUUGGUUGAUUUUAAAUGUGCUGCUUAAUGACUUUUGGUAAUUGUGUAUAACAGUGUAACUACCAUCACCAUCAAAAUAUAGAAAAUAAUUUCUUUUCCUAAAAA
Phyllostomus hastatus (greater spear-nosed bat) is the source of this 3340-nucleotide messenger RNA. It is a transcript of the gene NSUN4, whose product is annotated as NOP2/Sun RNA methyltransferase 4. The transcript has 6 exons. Gene Ontology annotation, biological process: rRNA methylation. Gene Ontology annotation, molecular function: methyltransferase activity. Lineage: Eukaryota; Metazoa; Chordata; Mammalia; Chiroptera; Phyllostomidae. The record is from RefSeq and is a predicted model, not a curated record. Bases 62 to 1216 code for a protein of 384 amino acids. Gene Ontology annotation, cellular component: mitochondrial large ribosomal subunit.